CAGCGCGCUCGCCGCUUCUGCUUGGCUUUCCGGCUUAAUUUUCCUCGGCGGGAUUAAAGUUGGAAAUUGACCGAAGAAUUGAGUUGCCGGGGAACAGAGCCCCGGCCGCCGCCAGAGCGAUGUUCCCGCAGAGCCGGCACCCGACGCCGCACCAGGCUGCAGGCCAGCCCUUCAAGUUCACUAUCCCGGAGUCCCUGGACCGGAUUAAAGAGGAAUUCCAGUUCCUGCAGGCGCAGUAUCACAGCCUUAAAUUGGAAUGUGAGAAACUGGCAAGUGAAAAGACAGAAAUGCAGAGGCACUAUGUGAUGUAUUAUGAAAUGUCAUAUGGAUUAAACAUUGAAAUGCACAAACAGACUGAAAUCGCCAAGAGAUUGAAUACGAUUUGUGCACAAGUCAUCCCAUUUCUGUCUCAGGAACAUCAACAACAGGUGGCCCAGGCUGUCGAACGUGCCAAACAGGUGACCAUGGCAGAGUUGAAUGCCAUCAUCGGGGUACGUGGCCUACCAGGUCUACCUCCUACACAGCAGCAGUUGCAAGCUCAGCAUCUUUCUCAUGGCCACGGACCCCCAGUUCCCCUUACGCCUCACCCUUCGGGACUUCAGCCUCCUGGAAUCCCGCCCCUCGGGGGCAGUGCCGGCCUUCUUGCACUGUCUAGUGCUCUGAGUGGGCAGUCUCACUUGGCAAUAAAAGAUGACAAGAAGCACCACGAUGCAGAGCACCACAGAGCAGACAGAGAGCCGGGCACAAGUAAUUCCCUCCUGGUCCCAGACAGUCUAAGAGGCACAGAUAAACGCAGAAAUGGGCCUGAAUUCUCCAAUGACAUCAAGAAAAGGAAGGUGGAUGAUAAGGACUCCAGCCACUAUGACAGUGAUGGUGACAAAAGCGAUGACAACUUAGUUGUGGAUGUGUCUAAUGAGGACCCUUCUUCUCCGCGAGCAAGCCCUGCCCACUCGCCCCGGGAAAAUGGAAUCGACAAAAAUCGCCUGCUAAAGAAGGAUGCUUCUAGCAGUCCAGCUUCCACUGCCUCCUCGGCAAGUUCCACUUCUUUGAAAUCCAAAGAAAUGAGCUUGCAUGAAAAAGCCAGCACGCCUGUUCUGAAAUCCAGCACACCAACCCCUCGGAGCGACAUGCCAACGCCGGGCACCAGCGCCACUCCAGGCCUCCGUCCAGGCCUCGGCAAGCCUCCAGCCAUAGACCCCCUCGUUAACCAAGCGGCAGCUGGCUUGAGGACACCCCUGGCAGUGCCCGGCCCAUACCCUGCUCCUUUUGGGAUGGUCCCCCACGCUGGCAUGAAUGGCGAGCUGACCAGCCCAGGCGCUGCCUAUGCCAGUUUACACAACAUGUCGCCCCAGAUGAGCGCCGCAGCUGCCGCAGCCGCCGUGGUGGCCUACGGGCGCUCCCCCAUGGUGGGGUUUGAUCCUCCCCCUCACAUGAGAGUACCUACCAUUCCUCCAAACCUGGCAGGAAUCCCUGGGGGGAAACCUGCAUACUCCUUCCACGUUACUGCAGACGGUCAGAUGCAGCCUGUCCCUUUUCCCCCCGACGCCCUCAUCGGACCCGGAAUCCCCCGGCAUGCUCGCCAGAUCAACACCCUCAACCAUGGGGAGGUGGUGUGCGCAGUGACCAUCAGCAACCCCACGAGACACGUGUACACGGGCGGGAAGGGCUGCGUCAAGGUCUGGGACAUCAGCCACCCUGGCAAUAAGAGUCCUGUCUCCCAGCUUGACUGUCUGAACAGAGACAAUUAUAUCCGUUCCUGUAAAUUGCUACCUGAUGGCUGCACUCUCAUAGUGGGAGGGGAAGCCAGUACUUUGUCCAUUUGGGACCUGGCGGCUCCGACCCCGCGCAUCAAGGCGGAGCUGACGUCCUCGGCCCCCGCCUGCUACGCCCUGGCCAUCAGCCCCGAUUCCAAGGUCUGCUUCUCAUGCUGCAGCGACGGCAACAUCGCUGUGUGGGAUCUGCACAACCAGACACUAGUGAGGCAAUUCCAGGGCCACACAGACGGAGCCAGCUGUAUUGACAUUUCUAAUGAUGGCACCAAGCUCUGGACGGGCGGUUUGGACAACACAGUCAGGUCCUGGGACCUGCGCGAGGGGCGGCAGCUGCAGCAGCACGACUUCACCUCCCAGAUCUUCUCCCUGGGGUACUGCCCCACCGGGGAGUGGCUGGCGGUGGGCAUGGAGAGCAGCAAUGUGGAGGUGCUGCACGUGAACAAGCCUGACAAGUACCAGCUGCACCUGCACGAGAGCUGCGUGCUGUCCCUGAAAUUUGCUUACUGUGGUAAAUGGUUUGUGAGUACUGGAAAAGAUAACCUCCUCAAUGCUUGGCGGACCCCCUACGGAGCCAGCAUAUUCCAGUCCAAAGAGUCCUCGUCAGUGCUUAGCUGUGACAUCUCUGUGGAUGAUAAGUACAUAGUCACUGGCUCAGGGGACAAGAAGGCUACAGUCUAUGAAGUCAUCUACUGAAAACAUUAUGUGGUUUAACGUUUAUAGUUGAAUUGGGCCAAAAUGUUUUGAAUUUGUAGAAAUAGAAAAGUUGUAACUUUAAAAGAGAAAAAAAAUUACAAACACCUGUUUCCAAACCUUGACACAAAACUACUUUGAGUCUACAAAGAGGAGGCGACAAGUCCAUCAGCAGAAAGUCACCUGUCUACAUAGACCAAAUGGAGCACCAAGGCCAAGCGGACAGAGGGGCCAUGGGUUGUAGGAUUGAGGAACGGAAUCUGCUGACUCACGUGACAGCCCAUUCUUUCUUUCUGGGUGAUCUGGGGAUCACGCCUUGCCCAAGUGUGAGAUUACCUUUCUGUUCCUUGCAGUUCACCUCACUUUCCGUCCUUUGUAGAGCAGUGGUAUCUCCAAUGAACUUGUUACCUGGUUUUGCAUCUUGUGAAAUGUUUUUUUGUAUUUUUGUUGAAGGUUAAACAUUUGUAUAAAUUGUAAAUAUAUUUGGUUUAUUACAGUAAAGGCUUUAGUACCAAUAA
Pongo pygmaeus (Bornean orangutan) is the source of this 2980-nucleotide messenger RNA. It is a transcript of the gene TLE1, whose product is annotated as TLE family member 1, transcriptional corepressor. The transcript has 20 exons. Gene Ontology annotation, molecular function: protein binding; transcription corepressor activity. Gene Ontology annotation, cellular component: nucleus; transcription regulator complex. The record is from RefSeq and is a predicted model, not a curated record. Gene Ontology annotation, biological process: regulation of DNA-templated transcription; negative regulation of canonical Wnt signaling pathway. NCBI's taxonomy places the organism in Eukaryota, Metazoa, Chordata, Mammalia, Primates, Hominidae. The coding region runs from base 120 to 2465 and encodes 781 amino acids.